AUCCACGAUGCUUUGGCUGUUUAGUACCCGCGGUAGAAACUUCAGCAGCAGCAUCAAACAUUGCUGUUGUGUGGGAGCAAGCUAGCGACGACAAAACUACGACAGCAAGCAACCAUGACAGACACAUCAGCUGAUAUUGCCGAAGCGCGAGCACGGAUGAUCGCGAAGCGAUUUGGUGGAGCUUCGACGUCGACGGGUGGAAAGGGUUCCGUUCGUCGUAAGAAAAAGGUCGCUUCUCGAAGUGCUGCCGCUCAAUCAGACGCCAAGCUCAGUACCACACUCAAGAAGCUCGGGGCAACCAACAUUCCUGGGAUCGAAGAGGUGAAUCUCUUCAAAGAAGAUGGCAAAGUCAUCCACUUUGUCAACCCCAAAGUCCAAGCUUCCAUUGCAGCCAACACCUAUAUUAUCUCGGGUCCAUCCGAGACCAAGCCGCUACAAGAGUUGUUGCCAUCCAUAGUCUCCCAACUGGGCAUGGAUAACCUCUCGCAGCUUCAGAACAUGGCUGCACAGGCUGGAGCACAAGGAGCCGCAACCAUCCCCGAGGGGGAGGAAGAUGAUGACGACGAUGAUGUCCCCGACCUUGUCGAAGGAAACUUUGAGGAAGUCUCCGAAACCUAAAAAAGUGGUAGUUCCGUAGUAGAACAUGAUUUGUGGUUUGGUUGGCUGGCUGGUAGGAAUGGAUCAGAGAAAAAUACGAUGAUAGUUCAAGAAGAAACAUGCAGCAAUCAAAACAACCAUAUCAAUCCAAUCCAAUGCGACGACAUGCCUCUUGUGCAGCUAGCUUGUGUGCUUGCAAACAAUAGACUGAAGUGAAUAGUCAGCCUUGUUUUUCAGUAACGAAUACAUAACAACGAAAAAUCUAAACACUACCUGACAGUUC
This is a messenger RNA of Seminavis robusta, 880 nucleotides long. The record is from the annotation of a GenBank genome assembly. NCBI's taxonomy places the organism in Eukaryota, Bacillariophyta, Bacillariophyceae, Naviculales, Naviculaceae.